GGAACCUCAACGCGGAAAGUGAGUUGUUUCUCACAGAUGUUUAUCAAAUGUAAAAAUGUCUGGGUCUGGAAGAAUGCAGACUUGUCAUGCAGGUUUUCCAUGACCCAUGAGGUCUGGUAUGUAGGACAUAGCAUGACAGAUUCUGUGAGAGUUCUAUCAUGCCUAUCCUGCAUGAGAAACUGCCUCUCGACUAGGUCAAAAGUGGACAGCUUUUGGUAAUCAUGCAACACAGAUUUUUGAAUGAUUUAGAUUUAGCAUGACAAGUUAGAUUCUUCCAGACCCAGACAUUUUUGCAUUUGAUAAUGUUGAAGAAGCCUUCGACGAGCAUAUCUACGACGACAUUUCCGACGUCGAUGACAAAACGGGAAAACUCCCCGACUUAAACGCGCAACUGCUCCACACCAGCUGGAAGUUCCUGGUGACCUGUUGCAAGUUUUUCGCGAAUUACACCCUAGACCACGACAGUCUGAGGAUUCUCAACUACAUCACGAAACUCACCGCCUACCGGUUGGAAACGCGGUGGUACGAGCUGGAGAU
Molecule: messenger RNA, 537 nt
Organism: Amoebophrya sp. A120
Lineage: Eukaryota; Dinophyceae; Syndiniales; Amoebophryaceae
Source: the annotation of a GenBank genome assembly